AUGCUAAAUAGCGAAACGUCGUGGUUUCAUCAUGAUCGCCGGCGUCUCCUCCUUAUCGCCGUUGGGAUUCUGGUCUCGUCUAGUUUGGUUUCCUUCUCUCAUGGAGUUUCUUCUUCUUGCCAUCUUACUUCCUCAGCCUCACUUCAAGGAGUGAGGAGGCAAAUUCUGGAAGGAGGGAAUGGUACAUUGGUGUUAGCGGCGGAGAGGACACGGCGGCCUGACCCUCUCAACCAUUUCAAUAUUUAUACCGAUGGUUGGAACGUUACCAAUUAUCAUUACAUCGCCUCCGUUGGAUUUUCUGCAGUUCCAUUCAUAGUAAUAGCCAUCGUGUGGUUCGUAUUGCUCGGACUAUUCCUCAUAUGCUCAUGCCUCUGUUGCUGUUGCUGCGGUUGCGGCCGACGGAGCUACGGCUACUCACGCGUCUGCUACACUCUCUCUCUCGUCUUCCUCCUCCUCUUCACCGUCGCCGCUGUGAUUGCGUCUACGAUGUUGUACACUGGGCAAAAAGAGUUCUACGGUAGCGUGGAGAAGACGUUUAUGUACAUUGUGAAACAAGCUACUGGAGUUUUGGGUAAGCUUACGAGCUUAUGGGACUCGAUUCAAUCAGCUAAAGACAUUCAGCUCGAUGGACAUAACCUGUUUCCUCCCGAGUUUAGAGGUAACAUCGAUCAUUUCAACAACAUGAUCAAGAUGUCUAACAUCACUUAUCCCGACCGUGUCGCUAAUCAGACAAUCCGUUAUCUUACCGGAGCACUAAACCCUGUGAGAUUGGUGUUAAAUGUGAUCGCUGGUAUUAUGCUCGCAGUCGCAUUCCUCGGACUAUUGUUUUCCUUCUGUGGACUGCGAGUUCUUGUCUACCUAUUAGUAAUUCUGGGUUGGAUUCUCGUCACAGCAACGAUCAUCCUCAGUGCCGUCUUCCUCGUCUUCCACAACGUGGUUGCGGACACGUGUAUGGCUAUGGACCAAUGGGUGCAUGAUCCAGCGGCAGAGUCAGCGUUGAGCCAGCUUCUUCCAUGUUUAGACCCUAAAACCAUUGGAGAGACGUUAGAUAUAACCAAGACCAUGACUUCUACGGCCGUUGACAUGACCAAUGCGUACACGGUUAAUGUCAGUAACCAUGAGUUCCCACCUAAUGCGAUCCCUUUCUACCAUAACCAGUCUGGUCCGCUCGUUCCUCUUCUCUGUAACCCACUCGACAAAAACCACAACCCUCGACCUUGUGCUCCUGACGAGAUUCUCCUCGCCAAUGCUUCUCAGAUAUACAAAGGCUUUGUGUGUCAAGUGAACGCAGAAGGGAUUUGCAUAACGCAAGGAAGGUUAACUCCAGCUUCAUACGACCAGAUGAUGGGAGCGAUCAACGUGGGGUUCACGUUGGACCAUUACGGUCCGUUCUUGGCUAGUAUUGCGGACUGCACCUUCGUCCGAGACACAUUCAGAGACAUAACGACCAAGAACUGCCCUGGACUCAGCAUCACCAGCCAGUGGAUCUACGCAGGCCUCGCGUCACUCUCUGGUGCGGUCAUGUUCUCAAUCAUCUUCUGGUUGAUUUUCGUCAGAGAAAGACGUCACCGAUCUCAUACUAAGAAGUCUAUGGUCGAGAUGAAUAGGUUUUAG
Microthlaspi erraticum is the source of this 1614-nucleotide messenger RNA. Lineage: Eukaryota; Viridiplantae; Streptophyta; Magnoliopsida; Brassicales; Brassicaceae. The record is from the annotation of a GenBank genome assembly.